Molecule: messenger RNA, 798 nt
Organism: Aureococcus anophagefferens
Lineage: Eukaryota; Pelagophyceae; Pelagomonadales; Pelagomonadaceae
Exons: 1
Coding region: 1-798 (265 amino acids)
Biological process (GO): sulfation
Cellular component (GO): cytoplasm
Molecular function (GO): sulfotransferase activity
Source: RefSeq, a predicted model, not a curated record
AUGAUCGACACCUUCGAGACGCGGGACACGGACGUCUUCAUCUGCACGUACGUGAAGGCGGGGACGACGUGGGCGCAGCAGAUCGUCACGCUGCUCUGCAACGGCGGCGAGCAGGGCGACAAGUCCUACGGCGAGCAGGUGCCCUGGCUCGAGGCCCUCGCCGCGCCGGAGACCUUGGCCGAGCGCGAGGCGCCGGGCUACACGCUCGAGUCCAUCGACGCGAUGGCGGACCCGCGCUUCUUCAAGAGCCACGCGACCUUCGGCGACCUGCCGCGGGGCAAGGCGCCGGGCGUCAAGGUCAUCGCCAUCGCGCGCAACCCCAAGGACACGGUCGUGAGCCUCUUCCACCACGCGUCGUCGAAACCCGAGUUCGGCUACAAGGGCGACUUCACGACGUUCCUCAAGGUCUUCCUGUCCGGCAACGCGGAGAACGGCUCCUGGUUCAAGCACGUCGUCGAGUGGCACGCCGCGUCCAGGGCGGACCCGGACCACGUGCUCUGGCUCACCUACGAGGCCAUGAUCGACGACCACGCGGGCUCCGUCGCCAAGAUCGCGGCGUUCCUCGGCCUCCCCGACGCGGGCGACGUCGUGGCCAAGACCGUCGCGAACUCGACGAUGAAGUCCAUGCAGGCCAACAAGAAGGCGAACAUCGGCAUGAACCACCUCCGCAAGGGCGGCGUCGGCGGCUGGCGCGACUACUUCACCGUGACGCAGUCCAACCUCUUCGACGCGGUCUACGCGCAGAAGAUGGCCGGCACGGGCCUCGCCUUCAACUUCGGCGAGGGCCUCACCAUGUAG